AUGUUAGUCACUGGCAGCAACCUAAAGUUGAUAGAAGAGACAAAAAAAGCUCUACAAAGUGCAUUCAAGAUGAAGGGCUUAGGGGAGCUCAAAUACUUCCUUGGGAUUGAAUUUUCAAUAUCCAUAGUAGGAAUACUUAUGCAUCAGAAGAAGUACACUCUUGAUCUGAUAGCAGAAGUAGGGAUGACUGCAGUUAAGCCAGCAACAACACCGAUAGAUGCCAAUAUCAAGCUUACAGCAAAGCUCUAUGAUGACCAUGUGAACCAAAAGCAAGAAGAGCCGCAUUACCCUCUAAUAGAUCAGGCAGCUUAUCAAAAACUCAUAGGUAAACUUUUGUAUCUCGACAUGAAAAGUCCAGAUAUAGCCUUCAGUACUCAAAUAUUAAGUCAGUUUCUGAACCAGCCAAAGAAAUCCCACAUGGAGGUAGCCCUAAGAGUAGUCAAGUAUUUGAAGAGGCAACCUAGAGAAGGUAUACUGCUAUCCAGUCAAUCAGACAACCAAAUUACAGCUUUCUGUGAUGCAGACUGGGCAGUAUGUGCACUCACCAGAAAAUCAGUCACAGGCUACUUGAUCAAGAUGGGAAAAUCACUAAUAUCUUGGAAAGCCAAGAAACAAACCACAGUGUCUAGAAGUUCAACUAAAGUUGAAUAUAGAAGCAUGGCUUCUACUGUUUCAGAACUUGUGUGGCUGCUGGGAAUGUUGAAGGAAGUUGAGGCUGAAAUGAAGGUACCAGUGCAGGUCUAUAGUGAUAGCAAAGCUGCAAUUCAAAUUGCAGCCAAUCUAGUUUAUCACGAAAGAAUAAAACAUAUAGAGAUAGAUUGUCAUUUCAUUAGAGAAAGAUUGCAAUAA
Molecule: messenger RNA, 849 nt
Organism: Solanum dulcamara
Lineage: Eukaryota; Viridiplantae; Streptophyta; Magnoliopsida; Solanales; Solanaceae
Exons: 1
Coding region: 1-849 (282 amino acids)
Source: RefSeq, a predicted model, not a curated record